AUGUCCAAUCGUAUGGCUGAUUUGAAGCAACAGCUGGAUGUGUUAGACUAUUUUGGGCCAAUCGCUGUAUGGAUAUCCUUUUUUUCCAUGAUAUUUAUUAUCUCGGUGACGUGUAUCUUGUGGUGCUGUGUCUCCGAAACAGACGACAAAACGGUAUAUUUAAAGCAACCGUACGUUAACUAUGUAUUGUUGUUGAUAAAAUAA
Molecule: messenger RNA, 204 nt
Organism: Gongylonema pulchrum
Lineage: Eukaryota; Metazoa; Nematoda; Chromadorea; Rhabditida; Gongylonematidae
Source: the annotation of a GenBank genome assembly